AUGAGGUACAUUCUUGCACAUGGCCUUGUGCAGGCCUCACUUCUCUCAAUUGCCUCCGCUUCCCCCGCUCCAACUGCUUUCGCCAACAAUGUCGCCCCGCCCGACCCCGUCAUUACACCUUCCCCGGUCGAGCAUAAUCCUUCUCCCAUUGUUGGCCGAAACAUCUUGAGCGACGUUGAAUCUGAUGCCGGCAAUGUCCUCUCGGACCUUGGAUCUGGCCUACCUUCGUGGGUCGCAUCUGGAGUGCCAAACUUCUUCCAGGGCUUCCCGACUGGAGAUGCAGUUGUGAGCACCCUCGGAUUGCACAGCUCCGAAUUAGAAGCAUUACCAACCAAUGUGUUGAACAUCGACCCUUAUGCGAACUGGACCAACUCGGGCUGGAACGUCCGCUUCCACGGAAACGUUUAUAAACAACCAAACACCUCUGUCUCACGCUUAAACGAUUUGGCCGAUAUCUUCCUCGUCAACACUAGUAUCUCGGACCUUCCUAAAUCCCAGCAGGCCCAGGCACGUAACCUGACUGCCGAAAUUUUUGUUGUGCAGCAGCCAGAGGUUGCAGUGAACAAGAUCCACCUCAAGCCUGCAGCGAGUCAGGGAUCCAGUGGACAGCCAGGCGGCGGUGGAUCUUCCAACACAACAGGUGGUACGCAAGACAUCACUUUACCUUACAACACAACAGUCGAAGGUGAUUUCGACACAUUCGUGCCGAUUAAGAGCAAUGGUCUUACUGCGGGAAAUGAAACCUCGGCAAUCCAGAGAUUGGACACUCAUGUCGAGGGUGCAAGUAUCGGAAAUGCUACCGCCUAUCUUGUGCCUCCAACCGGACUCACCAUCAUUUCUGACAUUGACGAUAUUCUGCGUGUUACCAAGAUCUACGAACCGGAGCAAGGGUUAAUCAAUUCUUUCGCCCGUCCAUUCACGUCUUGGGAGGACAUGACGGAGAUUUACCGCAAUUGGUCCAUCAGCCUCCCCGAUACGCAUUUCCACUACCUUACCACCACCCCCGAGCAAAUUACCAGAAACUACAUGGAGUUCAUCUACAAAAACUACCCGGGCGGCUCCUUCGACACCCGUCCUCUCAACUUCAGCGACGUCUCUGCCACUCUGUCGAUCCGCAAGUUCUUAUUGCAGAAGAUUUUCGAAACCUUCCCGGAGCGCAAGUUUGUCCUGGUGGCAGACACCAGCAACAGCGACGUCAUGCGCGACUACCCAAAACUGGCCACCGACUUCCCCGGACAAGUCCAGUGCAUCUUCCUCCGCAACACCUCGGCAACCGACCCGGGCGACAAGUUCCCAUACGACACGUCCGGAUUCAAGGACUUAAAGCAGUCGAUGUACAUGUUCUUCGUGCACUCGGCUGACCUGACCAACUUGGAUAUUGCGAAUGGACAGUGCUAUAAUCAGUCGAUUGCACAGAACCUGACAUUUGGCUAUCAGGGACUGCCACUUGGAGUGGGAGGUAAACCAACUGCAGUCAAUGGGUCAGCAAACCACACCGGAGCCGCUAGCGGGCUGAUAACCAAGGAGUCGGCUGGUGCGCAGGGCCUGAUGGCAUUGGUCGCAGCGAUGUUUACGGCCACCUUUAUGUUUUUAUAG
Penicillium samsonianum is the source of this 1596-nucleotide messenger RNA. RefSeq names its product phosphatidate phosphatase App1 family protein. Lineage: Eukaryota; Fungi; Ascomycota; Eurotiomycetes; Eurotiales; Aspergillaceae. Gene Ontology annotation, cellular component: actin cortical patch. Bases 1 to 1596 code for a protein of 531 amino acids. The transcript is spliced from 2 exons. Gene Ontology annotation, molecular function: phosphatidate phosphatase activity. The record is from RefSeq and is a predicted model, not a curated record.